AAUAAAGCUGUUUUUUUGGGACGGCUCUCCUAAAAGUGUUUUCUUCCUCCGGACAGACGUCGGUUUCUCGGAAACGUCGCCAACAUGCCAGUUUUGUGCACCAGCUGCACGGAGAAACGCGCCGUGCUGAAACGUCCAAAAACGGGUCAUUCUCUGUGCAAGGACUGCUUCUUCCGGGCCUUUGAGGAGGAGAUUCAUCAGACUAUCGUGUCAGCAAAACUCUUCAAAUCCGGGGAGAUUGUAGGAGUCGCUGCCUCGGGAGGAAAAGACUCCACCGUGCUGGCUCAUGUGAUGAAACUCCUGAACGAGCGGUACGACUACGGCCUGGAACUCAUGCUCAUCUCGGUGGACGAGGGGAUCACCGGUUACCGAGACGACUCCCUGGAGACGGUGAAGAGGAAUCAGCAACAGUACGAGCUGCCGCUGAAGAUCGUGUCGUACGAGGAGCUGUACGGGUGGACGAUGGACGCAAUAGUGAAGCAGGUGGGACUGAAGAAUAACUGCACCUUCUGUGGAGUUUUCAGACGACAGGCGCUGGACCGAGGAGCCAUCAUGCUGAAGGUGGAUAAGAUCUGUACAGGUCACAACGCUGACGACGUUGCAGAAACUGUUCUGAUGAACGUCCUGCGAGGCGACAUCGCUCGUCUGCGUCGCUGCACGGCCAUCUCCACGGCCAGCGAGGGGGAGGGAGUGGUGCCGCGCUGCAAGCCCCUCAAAUACGCUUACGAGAAAGAAAUAGUCCUGUAUGCUUAUUUUAAGAAGUUAGACUACUUUUCUACCGAGUGCAUCUACUCUCCUAACGCGUACCGCGGCUACGCUAGGACCUUCCUGAAGGACCUGGAGAGUAUCAGACCCAGCUCCAUCAUCGACAUCAUCCACUCCGGGGAGAACCUGUCUGUGCGGGAGGGCGUGAAGAUGCCGGUCCAGGGAACCUGCCACCGCUGCGGAUACAUCUCCAGCCAGACGCUCUGCAAGUCCUGUGUGCUGCUGGAGGGGCUGAACCGUGGGCUACCUAAACUAGGCAUCGGCAAACACCACCGCCUGCACGAUAAGAUCCUCUCCCAGCAGCCGCUGACGGAGAGGGAGGAGAGGAAGCUGAAAUCAGUAGAAUUUUGACCAAAAUCCCCUAAUAAUUCACCAUAAGAACUAAGAAUUGGAACAUUUUUAAGGUAAAUCACAGUUGCUGUUGCUAUUCCAGUAAAGACCUUACUUUUGGUCUUUUUUUUGUAUUAGGUAAUCCUUAUAACUUUAAAAGGAUGGUGGAGAUUUCAGGUGGCUGUGUAGCUCCUAUAAUGUAAUAAUUUCACCCUAUAAUGUAAUAAUUUCACCCUAUAAUGUAACAAUUUCCUG
This is a messenger RNA of Cololabis saira (Pacific saury), 1350 nucleotides long. It is a transcript of the gene ctu1, whose product is annotated as cytosolic thiouridylase subunit 1 homolog (S. pombe). Gene Ontology annotation, cellular component: mitochondrion; cytosolic tRNA wobble base thiouridylase complex. Bases 85 to 1116 code for a protein of 343 amino acids. Gene Ontology annotation, molecular function: tRNA binding. Gene Ontology annotation, biological process: tRNA wobble position uridine thiolation. NCBI's taxonomy places the organism in Eukaryota, Metazoa, Chordata, Actinopteri, Beloniformes, Belonidae. The transcript is spliced from 3 exons. The record is from RefSeq and is a predicted model, not a curated record.